Messenger RNA from Acanthoscelides obtectus, 318 nucleotides. The record is from the annotation of a GenBank genome assembly. NCBI's taxonomy places the organism in Eukaryota, Metazoa, Arthropoda, Insecta, Coleoptera, Chrysomelidae.
AUGACCCUGCUAUUCAGCGAAGCCCCGGCAUCGCCUGGCGAGAAUUGGUCCUUCGAGUCGGAUAGUCUUGAAUCGCCUCAAGCUUCUGCUCUCCUGCUAAAAAAGUAUCGCGAUCCUGCCGCCAGCUGGCUGGCGCUUCUGCUACGCUGCAGGACUGAUCGAACCGCGCAUCGUGAAUGUGGCAUUUGGCCCCGACACCCAGACGCAGCGCAGCAACUUUCGAUUUCAUCCGAACGAAUAGACGCCCGCUCGUUUCAGUUCGCCUUUCAACUGUUUCAGUUUACCGCCGAAGUUGAUUCGCGCCGCAGGAACAUGUGA